This is a messenger RNA of Rhinichthys klamathensis goyatoka, 1947 nucleotides long. It is a transcript of the gene rxrab, whose product is annotated as retinoid x receptor, alpha b. Bases 199 to 1695 code for a protein of 498 amino acids. The record is from RefSeq and is a predicted model, not a curated record. Gene Ontology annotation, biological process: retinoic acid receptor signaling pathway; cell differentiation; response to retinoic acid. Lineage: Eukaryota; Metazoa; Chordata; Actinopteri; Cypriniformes; Leuciscidae. Gene Ontology annotation, molecular function: zinc ion binding; nuclear steroid receptor activity; nuclear receptor activity. Gene Ontology annotation, cellular component: nucleus; RNA polymerase II transcription regulator complex. The transcript is spliced from 11 exons.
CUGGGAGUGAGUGAGCGAGCGCUCUCGCGGAGUUACAAACUGGAUGGAGAGAUUGAAGUAGAUACUUUAGUUAUAUUAAGUGGAUUUUGACAGCGGAUCUCUGGCUUUGGUCUGACGGCGUUUCCUACUGGAUCUUAUAGCUUGCCCACUGGGAAAAUAAAUCACUAUCUACAAGAAAGAAAGCUGGCAUGCGCUAAUAUGGAAACCAAACCAUUCUUGUCUCUGGGGCUCCUGAAAAACCCCUGCACAGUAGCGCGGAGCUGGUCGGGCGACGCUGGCAGUUCGCCCAAUGGCUGCUCUGGCUUCAUGGGGGCGUACCCGCUACAACAGCGCAGGAUAUCCACAGACUCCUCCGGUCAGCUCUCGUCGCCUCCUUUGAGCUCCUCCAUGGGUCACCGAGGCAUCAGUAACCAUCCUCUGCACCAGCCCCUGCUCAGCCCGUCUGCCAUGAGCUCCAGCCCGGGUCAGCUGCACUCGCCCAUCAACGGCCUGUCCUCGCCGUUCCCCGUCAUCAGCUCGCCCUUGGGCCAUCCCUCCAUGAGCGGCCCGUCCUCCACCAGCAUGUCCUUCAGACCCAGUCUAAGCCCACAGCUCAGUUCGCCCAUGAAUGCAGUCAGUAGUUCGGAGGACAUUAAACCCCCUCUGGGUCUGAACGGGAUGAUGAAGGUCCCGGCACAGCCCACAGGCACAUCCCUCUCCCUCACAAAACACAUCUGUGCCAUUUGCGGAGACCGUUCAUCAGGUAAACACUACGGGGUGUACAGCUGUGAGGGAUGUAAGGGCUUCUUCAAGAGAACGGUGAGAAAGGAUUUGACGUACACUUGCCGAGACAACAAGGACUGUUUAAUCGACAAACGGCAACGCAACCGCUGCCAGUACUGCCGCUAUCAGAAGUGCUUAGCCAUGGGAAUGAAGAGAGAAGCCGUUCAGGAGGAGCGGCAGCGGGCGAAGGAGCGGAGCGAGGCUGAAUUCGGCAGCUGUGCCAACGAGGACAUGCCCGUGGAGAAGAUUCUGGAUGCCGAACUGGCAGUGGAACCAAAGACGGAGACCUACGUGGAGGCCAACCUGAGUCCGCCUGCCAACUCUCCUAACGACCCUGUAACAAACAUCUGCCAAGCAGCUGACAAGCAACUCUUUACCUUAGUGGAGUGGGCCAAGCGGAUACCUCACUUUUCUGAUCUCCCGUUGGACGAUCAAGUCAUCCUCCUUCGAGCAGGGUGGAAUGAACUCCUGAUUGCCUCUUUUUCGCAUCGUUCCAUAGCUGUAAAGGAUGGGAUAUUAUUAGCUACAGGCCUUCACGUCCAUAGAAACAGCGCACAUACUGCCGGUGUGGGAGCCAUCUUUGACAGAGUGCUGACAGAGCUUGUGUCAAAGAUGAGAGACAUGCAAAUGGACAAGACUGAACUUGGAUGCCUGCGGGCCAUUGUUCUGUUCAAUCCAGAUUCAAAAGGACUGUCUAAUCCAUCAGAGGUGGAGGCAUUAAGAGAAAGAGUGUAUGCUUCUCUAGAGGCCUACUGUAAACACAAAUACCCUGAUCAGCCUGGGAGAUUUGCCAAGCUGUUACUGCGUCUGCCUGCCCUGCGCUCCAUCGGCCUGAAGUGUCUUGAACAUCUCUUCUUUUUCAAGUUAAUCGGGGACACGCCCAUCGACACUUUUCUAAUGGAAAUGCUCGAGGCGCCACACCAAAUGACAUGAGGGAUUGAUUUCUUUUCAUCUCCGCCCCUCUGACAGAGGGUGCAGCUUAUGUAUAGAACACUACAGGAGGCCGGACAGGACACAUCUCUGAUCUCACUGGAGAGGACUGAACCGAGAGUAAUUCUACCUUGGCGUUUCUUCAGAAAACAUUGCGCAAUCCACAAAAUACUGAGUAACUGUUCAUUGCGGAAUACCAUACAGGAUGGAUUAAGUGAGGUUUAUUUCCUGGUUUGCAUGCACUUUGGGAAGUCU